UCUUUGGCUUCUAAACAGAAGGGAGCACACUCCCUCCGUGUCAGUUUGCAAGCAGAGCAGGGGCUGGCUUUAACACCGGGAAACACUGUAGCCGGUGAUGGGUAUGUCAUUUUUAAUUCACAGGAAAAACUAUUUCCUUCUCUGCCUUUAUGGUUGCAAUUGGGACGAGGAGGGAGAGGGAGAUCCGAAAUUGCCAGAUACAUUAAACUCUUUAUUAUUGUGGGAGGUAUAUUUUCAGAUAACUUUUACUUGGACAAUUGGUAAAACAUCCCUGCAUUUAAAGCGGUAUUUCCCAGAAAACGCUAACAUGGCAAAGCGGCCUCAGGGAAGCGUUAAGCAGGAGGUGGAUUGACCUUUUAAUUCUCGAUCGGUGACCUGAAGGGUACCCAGAGGCUGCUAAACACAUCUCUUCCUUUCGGUCUGCUUCAGAAAGAGCUGUCAUCGCAAGAUGCAGCUAGUGAGUGAGGCUCACGAUUUCGCUGUUCAUCCGUUUGCAGGAGGGGUGGGGGAGGGAGAAAAGAAAAAAAAUAUAUAUUUCCCACACUGCUAGAGUAAUGCCAAACUCUCCGUGAGUGGGAAGAGCAGAGCAGAUGCUGGAAUGAGAUGCCAAAGCAGCUCCCCUUUCCCCUGCGCUUUUGGGUGCCUAUAAAUUGCUCCAGCGCGCUCGUCAGCCUCCUCCUCUCCUGGCAGGUGGCACCCGGGCAGGAUCCCGCUCUCCCUUCGGCUCCGGCUCCGGCGCGGGCACUGGGCGGCGGGCACCGGGGCGGCCGGGAGGCGCGUCCCCGCUGAGGACUGUCGUCUCUGCGAAGAGAGAGAGAGAGGGAGGGAGAGAGAGAGCGAGGAGCCGAGCGGGGCGAUCGCGAGAGGAAAGGCAAGUUCCAGGGAAAGUUGACUCGGACUGGCACAGCCUGCAAAAAAAAAAAAGUCGAUCGCCAGCGGGAGCAUAAAAGUGCGGGCGGCCGGGGCGCGGCGGCAGGUCUCCCUCUCCCUCUCCCGCUCCGCUCCGCUCCCUCGCCCGCCCGGCGGCUGCAGCGGCCGCAGCGGAGCGCCGCGACCCGCGGGAGCCCCCGCAACACCGGCGGCCCUCGGGAGGGCGGCCGAGCCCCAGGGGAGCCGAGCUCGCGCGGGCUCGGCUUUUUUUCGGCUCUGAGGAGGAACCCCGCCAACCAUCAAGAUUUUGUCCAAAAGCAGACAAGAGGAUCGCCCUGCGCUGAGCCGGCUGGUGGGCAGCAGGCGGCGGCUGAUCGCGGCCGGCGCGCUGGGGGUGGUGAUGGUGCUGCUGCUGGUCAUCCUCAUCCCGGUGCUGGUCAGCUCGGCCGGCACCUCGGCGCACUACGAGAUGCUGGGCACCUGCCGCAUGGUCUGCGACCCCUACGGCGGCACCAAGGCUCCCAGCACGGCGGCCACGCCCGACCGCGGGCUCAUGCAGUCCCUGCCCACCUUCAUCCAGGGGCCCAAGGGGGAGGCCGGCCGGCCGGGCAAAGCGGGGCCGCGGGGCCCGCCGGGGGAGCCGGGGCCGCCCGGCCCGGUGGGGCCGCCGGGUGAGAAGGGCGAGCCGGGGCGGCAGGGCCUGCCGGGCCCCCCCGGGGCGCCGGGGCUGAACGCCGCGGGGGCCAUCAGCGCCGCCACCUACAGCACCGUCCCUAAAAUCGCCUUCUACGCCGGCCUCAAGCGGCAGCACGAGGGCUACGAGGUGCUCAAGUUUGACGACGUGGUCACCAACCUCGGCAACCACUACGACCCCACCACGGGCAAGUUCACCUGUUCCAUCCCCGGCAUCUACUUCUUCACCUACCAUGUGCUCAUGCGGGGCGGCGACGGCACCAGCAUGUGGGCCGACCUCUGCAAGAACAACCAGGUUCGAGCUAGUGCGAUUGCUCAGGAUGCUGACCAGAACUACGACUAUGCCAGUAACAGCGUGGUUCUUCACUUGGAGCCAGGAGAUGAAGUUUACAUUAAAUUAGAUGGAGGAAAAGCACAUGGAGGAAACAACAACAAAUACAGCACAUUUUCUGGAUUUAUUAUUUAUGCUGACUGAUAAUGAGUAAAAAGACCCACCAAACCAAUCGAGAAAUGAAGCCUGCUCUUCUAAGCGAUGGAUUUGCGUGGCAAAAGUCAAUGAAACAAGCACCCCAGCAGAGAGUGACACCGAACACCUCAGCAGCGGGGAAAAAAGUUGAAUGCUACCUGAUUCACAUCUGUGCAACACAGAGAAACCUUAUGUUAAAAAACCACAAACCAAGUCAAACAGAUGUGCGAUCCACUUCCGCCAAAGCAAAUACUUCCUCAUUGUUAGUGUCCAUGUGAAUGAAGUUCUACAUAGAGCAAAUUUUUAUAGGGAAGAAAAGCCCACCUAAGGACGCUGAGUUAUUUCUUCAGUGUAUAUGAUACUUUGAUGUGUUAUGAUCUUGCUGCUUUAUCCAUACUUCAGCUUUGGUUCUUGUGACUUACCUGCUAACAAUGAUGCUUGGAGUCCACUCAUAGUGUGGUGAGGAAUGAUUUUACAAUAAAAGGAAGAGGUAAUCAAAAUAUA
Molecule: messenger RNA, 2533 nt
Organism: Catharus ustulatus (Swainson's thrush)
Lineage: Eukaryota; Metazoa; Chordata; Aves; Passeriformes; Turdidae
Gene: C1QL3
Product: complement C1q like 3
Exons: 2
Coding region: 1271-2038 (255 amino acids)
Molecular function (GO): protein binding
Source: RefSeq, a predicted model, not a curated record